UUUUAACCUUUAAACGUCGAAUUCAAAUACUUACAGUGCUGCCUGCCUUUCUAUGCUUUUUAUCUCCAUGGUCUUUGCACACGACCCGUUGGUUUCUCUGCGUUUUUGUCGAUUAGGAUCCCUCAAAAAAGCUUUCAUCCGGUCCAUUAAUUAAUUCGUGGUGUAAUAGUCCAACGGAAUCAGUUCUACCGAUUGAAUAAUGUCAAGCACUGCAGGAAAAGUCAUCAAAUGCCGGGCAGCUGUGUCAUGGGCUGCGAAGAAACCACUGGUCAUCGAGGAGAUUGAGGUAGAUCCACCCAAGGCUCAUGAAGUGCGCAUAAAGAUUGUGUCCACGGGAGUCUGUCACACAGACGCCUACACUCUUGGGGGCUUUGAUUCCGAGGGUGUGUUUCCGGUGAUUCUGGGUCAUGAGGGUGCUGGAAUUGUGGAGAGUGUUGGUGAGGGAGUAACGGGAUUCAAGGAGGGUGAUCAUGUCAUUCCUCUGUACGUUCCCCAGUGCAACGAGUGCAAGUUCUGCAAAUCUGGGAAGACCAAUCUUUGUCAGAAGAUUCGGGCUACUCAGGGGCGUGGCGUGAUGCCUGACGGUUCUACCCGUUUCCGUUGCCGUGGUGAGAAACUCUUUCACUUCAUGGGAACGUCUACUUUCUCCGAAUACACCGUGGUGGCUGAUAUUUCUCUGUGCCGAGUAGAUCGCGCAGCUCCUCUGGAUAAGGUUUGUCUGCUGGGCUGUGGCAUUCCCACGGGCUACGGAGCUGCUCUCAAUACCGCCAGAGUGGAACAGGGCUCUACAUGUGCUGUCUUUGGGCUGGGCUGUGUAGGACUGGCCGUAGCAAUGGGCUGCAAAAAGGCUGGAGCCAGCAGGAUUAUUGGAGUGGACAUAAAUCCAGCUAAAUUCGAUGUAGCUCGUACUUUUGGGUGCACAGAAUUCGUCAAUCCCAAAGAUCAUGCUCGUCCAAUUCAAGAUGUCUUGGUGGAACUCACCGAUGGGGGCUUGGAUUACACCUUUGAGUGCAUUGGGAAUGUUACUACGAUGCGGGCUGCCCUGGAGUCAUGUUGCAAAGGCUGGGGCACUUCGGUGAUUAUUGGUGUGGCUGCUGCAGGAACAGAGAUCAGCACUAAGCCAUUUAUGUUGGUCACCGGAAGAACUUGGAAGGGCAGUGCCUUUGGUGGAUGGAAGAGUAUCGACAGUGUGCCAAUGCUCGUGGGAGAGUAUCUCAACAAGGAGUUGCUAAUUGAUGAAUUUGUAACGCACACAAUGGGUUUGGACAAGAUCAAUGAAGCAUUCGAUCUCAUGCAUGAAGGAAAGAGCAUCAGAAGCGUUAUCAAUUUCUAAAAAAAAGUUACUUUUGAAAAUGUUACCCAGUUUUUGUACUCUUCUUUUGCUAAACCAAUCUUAAAUACACUCGAAAGUUUUUGGAAUA
This is a messenger RNA of Phlebotomus papatasi, 1421 nucleotides long. RefSeq names its product alcohol dehydrogenase class-3 (gene Fdh). The record is from RefSeq and is a predicted model, not a curated record. Gene Ontology annotation, molecular function: S-(hydroxymethyl)glutathione dehydrogenase [NAD(P)+] activity; zinc ion binding. The transcript is spliced from 2 exons. NCBI's taxonomy places the organism in Eukaryota, Metazoa, Arthropoda, Insecta, Diptera, Psychodidae. Gene Ontology annotation, biological process: formaldehyde catabolic process. Gene Ontology annotation, cellular component: cytosol. Bases 200 to 1333 code for a protein of 377 amino acids.